This is a messenger RNA of Salmo salar (Atlantic salmon), 217 nucleotides long. It is a transcript of the gene tmsb1, whose product is annotated as thymosin beta 1. The record is from RefSeq and is marked provisional. Gene Ontology annotation, cellular component: cytoplasm. Lineage: Eukaryota; Metazoa; Chordata; Actinopteri; Salmoniformes; Salmonidae. Gene Ontology annotation, molecular function: actin monomer binding. Gene Ontology annotation, biological process: regulation of cell migration; actin filament organization.
ACACCCUGACGUAGUACCUGUAACGGACAUUCUCACCGCACAUCAUCGCACCAGACAUCAUCUAAGAUGGGCGACAACAACCCAGUGAAGCAGGGAGUGGAGACCUUUGACAAGAAGUGUCUAAAGAAGACCAAUACAGCUGAGAAGAACACCCUGCCAACCAAGGAGGAUAUCGAGCAGGAGAAGAAAGCUGAAGAGGGCUCCAAAUGAAACGCCA